UUUAAUUUUAAACUUUAAACAAAAUUGUUUUUUUCAAAUGGAUCAUACAUUAAUUAUUCUUUUACAACUAUCAGUGUCCGUUAAUUAGAUUCUUUGAAAUUUGGAAGUUCCUGCUUAGCCGAAAUUAUGGCGACUGAUGUGGAAGAGAAACCAAAUCUAGCUAGAGACCAUGGAUUCGAUAUCAGCAUGCAAGAUAACACCAUGGCUGUAUCGACAAGUGCUUUAAAAGAAUACCAGAAGAAAGUUUCAGUACUCUAUAAUGAAUUUAUCAAAGACAUGAAUGAACAUCUGAGAGAAGAAAAGAAAGUCAGAAAAGUAUUUACACAACUACGUAAAGAGAAACUGUUGAACAGUCAGUACUCCUUGUAUAGGUCUGAUGGUGCCGAUCUUUUCUCAAAGGCAACCGCAGAUAGGUCUAAAUUAAUGGAGAAUUUUGUAAGAAUGUCACCAGUUAUACUUGAUGACUACCGUAAUUUCACUCCUUGGGGUCUUGACAUGAUAAUAGACGAGGAUUUAAUAGGUCCGUCGUCAGUAUCUGGAGUGGAAAUACGCCCUCUUACAGCUCCAGUUGUCGCAGUGCCAAGUGAGGAGGAGACCAAAGAAUCAGUUGUAGAGGACGAAGUGCGUCCAAAUACCGUUGUUCCUAAUACAGCAAAUGCAUUUGGAAGUGCUAUUGGUAAUGCUAUGAAAAGUAUGAACAUCCUUCAACUUACUAACACUCUGCUUGGAAAAGCCGAACCAGAACCACAACCACAAAAGCAGUCACAUAAUGCAGCUUGGGAUCAAUUGAAAAAUGUCGUAAAUGAGCGCAACGAAGAUGACAUGCCAAUAGAAGACCUUGAACCAGGUAUUGAUGGUCACGUUGAUAUGAAAUUAGAUCAAACAAAGGCGAGAAAAAUUAUGAUUAGAGCUAAGGCAUUUGAACAUCUUUCACAUGGAAAAGCAUGUGUUAAACUCAAAGAAAAGAACGGGAAAUUCAUUAUGAAGCCGGCACCGGCUAUACAUAAACCUAAUGCUAUUCAAGCAUAUUUUAUGGCAAAAGAUCCAAACAAGGAACAGAUGGCAUUAGUCAGACAACGAACAUCAAUUACAACACCUACUGUGUCGUCUGAUAUGAAAGUUAACAAUAAAAUACCUAUUAUGAAAUCUCUUUUGGGGCAUAAAGUUAAAAAGACAACAGUGUCAGAAAUUAUGUCGGAUGCAAGGAAUCGAAAAACAAAGCAUUAUAAAGUUGUUUUGAGAAACUAUCGACAAGAAACUAAUGAACAGGAUGGAAAACCGCAAGCUAAAGAUGGUACUUCAGACCAUAAUGAAACAAGUCCUCAAUGUUCGCCACGAACAUCAUCACGAAAUAAAGUAAAUAAUUCGGAUGGGGAUCCCAUUCUGAGCGAAAAGAAUUUAAAAAGACAACUUCAUCAAGAUUUAGAGCGACAUAAUAUGGAGAGUAUUCAAAAUAGAAUAAAAGUCGUCAUGGAGGCUUGGGGUAAAAAUGAAACUCCUCGACCCCUUGGUGGCGUGUUAUCAAAGAAGGCUCAGGGUCAAACGACAUCUUCUAAUGAUUCAGUGUUUAUCAUUCGACCACCCUCUCAAAAUGACCAUCACAUGGAUAAACAUUCAUCCUCCCAACACAGAGUUAAAUUCAUUGACGAUAGCUCACCUUCACCAUUAGACAGAUCUGCAUCAUCAAUGUCUUUUCGGGAAUAUAAAGAAAACAUGCAUACCAAUAGAUCACCGACAGACCCAAUGAGACUUAUUGUAGAAAACAAAAGACCAGAUAGUAGAUCCGAGAGUAGUUUGAGUUUCGCAACAGGCUAUGGAUCUUUAAGUAAAUUGCCUAAAAGAUCUAGAACCCCAAACCGCCGUUUCCCCUCUAGAUCUACUCCAGUUUCUAAUAGUGAUAGUUUUUCGGAAAUAAGUAUUGAUGCUCCAGCCAAAUUUCUAAGCUCUAGAGAUGCACAUAAAAUGGUUAAAGAACAAAUGAGAAGAGACCAGGAAAAGGAAAGUGCUUUAUUUUCAUUAAGGCGAAGAAUGGCUACAGCCAGUGGAAGAAAACCCUGAUACACAAUUAGAAAAAGUUCAUAUUUUAUACAUGUAAAUGAAAACAAAUUAAAAAAAAAUCCAAAC
Messenger RNA from Mytilus trossulus (common blue mussel), 2124 nucleotides. RefSeq lists its product as uncharacterized. Lineage: Eukaryota; Metazoa; Mollusca; Bivalvia; Mytilida; Mytilidae. The record is from RefSeq and is a predicted model, not a curated record. The coding region runs from base 127 to 2058 and encodes 643 amino acids. The transcript has 2 exons.